Molecule: messenger RNA, 1428 nt
Organism: Aspergillus novofumigatus IBT 16806
Lineage: Eukaryota; Fungi; Ascomycota; Eurotiomycetes; Eurotiales; Aspergillaceae
Gene: nsdD
Product: GATA-type sexual development transcription factor NsdD
Exons: 5
Coding region: 1-1428 (475 amino acids)
Biological process (GO): regulation of DNA-templated transcription
Molecular function (GO): zinc ion binding; sequence-specific DNA binding
Source: RefSeq, a predicted model, not a curated record
AUGGGGUCAUUAGAGGCAACUCAUAGACAGAGGGACCAUCUACCAACCAUAAGUUUCUUCACAAAGGACGGAUCUGGAUAUCCCUCGAGAAAUUCGACCAUCUCAUCACCAACACCACUCGUUAGCCCGACUACCAUGUAUCCCAGCCAACCUUCGCCUUACUCCUAUCAGCCUUCUGCGGCUAGCGCACCUCCGCAGCCCGGAUAUAUCUCCCCUCCGGAUUCGAGGCGGGCACUCGAGGAAGAGAAGGAGAAACAGUUGCAACCACAGAGACAAUCACUUCCUUCAAUUCACGAGGCGUUAAGGAAUGAUAGCCCUUUACCAUACCCUGCUCCACCUACGUCGGGUCCCCCGCCGCAAGCUCAUCCCGCUCCUCCACAUGCUCUCGUCACGCCAGCAGGCCCAUACAUGCGCGAACCUGCUUAUUCUCAGCUGCAAACGGAGGCUUCGCGGUCAAGCCUCGCAUCAAUCACCACACAGGAAUCGAGAAAUCCCUCACUACAGUCGCUCAACUCGAGCAAAUCACCUACCCACAGUGCCAAGACUGGCUUGACUUCGAUCACGGGCUCGCAGACGGGAUCCGGGUACGAAUAUAGUGCUCCUCCUUCGGCGGGGAGUAUAGCCUCACCCAAUGGAUACACUGCAUAUUCGCAGCCGUUCACUUUUCAGUCACAACCUCCACCAAACGCACCGACAUACCCUCUAGCCCAUCAUGAUACUAGACCCUAUGCCGCAACGCCCUGGAAACCUGGCGCGCCAGAACCACCACGUGUCGAGGAAUUGAAAAAUGGGCUGGCGGGACGUCCUGCGGUUCCGGUACAACCUCAAGGCGACUCUGCCAAGCGCCACUUGGACAUCUACGAAGUGGAGACUUCACUCAACGAGAUCGCCGAAGUGAGUACGCGGACUUUGGAGUUUUCCCGUCACUAUGCUACUAGAGCGCACCAGACUCAGCGGUCUGGGCCCAUGUUGGGGACUUUGCCUUCCCUUCACGAAAUCGAAGACAUGAUCAAUCUGCAACGUCGGAAUCAGGAUGCUUUGAUGCGGAUACGAACCGCUGUUUUGAACCAGGAGCAUGCCUUGGCGGAGCAGAUGGCUCAAAGAAAAGCUUUCAACGCCGGCGGAGUCCACGAUAGUGACCAUAUGGCAAUGUACCAAGAAGAUUUCAAGGGCAGUGGCGGAUUUGCUGGGCCAGAUACGAAAAAGCGACGAGGGAAGGCCGCCCCUCCUGGUCGUUGCCACAGCUGCAACCGAGCCGAAACUCCAGAAUGGCGUCGUGGUCCAGAUGGUGCUCGGACAUUGUGCAAUGCCUGUGGCCUACACUAUGCCAAAUUGACGCGCAAGAUGGGCGCUAGCAAGGCUGCAUCCCUGGGUUCCAAUCUGAAGCCCAAAGCCGCUCUCGAUCCCGCGCCUCCCGGUACCCGAUAG